Molecule: messenger RNA, 2908 nt
Organism: Olea europaea var. sylvestris
Lineage: Eukaryota; Viridiplantae; Streptophyta; Magnoliopsida; Lamiales; Oleaceae
Exons: 3
Coding region: 530-2542 (670 amino acids)
Source: RefSeq, a predicted model, not a curated record
CACGGCACAUCUCUGUCGCUAUUGUGCUUUGCCGGCGCUCACGAAGCCCUAGCGCUCGCGCUCUCUCUGUCUCUCUCUGCAUAUAUGUACAUGUAAUAGCUAUAUUCUAAAAUAUCUAGGUGGCUGCCGCCUACCUGGCUGGUGUGAUAAGUUACGGAAUCUAACAGUCUUUUUUGUUUCUUCGAGGAAGGUUUCGAAGCCUGUUAAUUCUGCUAGGAUUUCCUGGAAAAAUCAGCUCAACUUGUUAUACUAUAAGGAUGACCAACUGCAAUUAUAUACUGAAGGAAUGCGAAAUUGUGUAAAUUUAUUUCCCGUUACUGCUGCUAAUUAGCGGAACUUCAGAUCACUUUUUAUAGUAAAUGGAUCGCUGUGAUACUUCGGGAUUCGUGAGUGGUGGUUGGGAGUACUUUUUUAGAGACAUCUAAUCGUAGCUUUGUCACUAAUUUCUGUAAGCCCGGAAGUCAGGCAGACUGUUCUUUGCAAUUGAGUCUUGAAUUAAAUAAGUGUUGUGUCUUUUAACUAUUUGUUCAUGGAUGCUAGAUCCCACAAUUUGGGUUUUGCUGCUAACCCGGUAUCUAAUGCGUUCAAAAAUUCAAGCAAUUCCAUCCAAAAUGGAGGAUCAGGAGCUGGAGGUGUUUGUUAUGCUGAUAGAACCUUACGACUUGAUUCGCCUGCCUUUCCACUCCCUUUGACAUCUGCUCCUAAGGGAGUCAAACGGAAAUGUAUCAGUGGAUCUGUGGACCAGGAAAUCGGAUCUUCAUUAUGUCUCCUCCUGGGCCAUUCUGCCAGUUCUUCCGACAGUAAAGGCAGCACAGUGACUGCAUGCACCUCAUUAUCUUCAGCUAAAGAAACUGAAGGAGAGUCCACAAUGGAUGUAGAACUGGAUUUCACUCUCCAUCUUGGCCGUGAGAAGUCACAAAGCCCAAAACUGUCAGCCGGCCCCUCUCUGAAAUCGCUUGAUGAAUGCCCUAAGGUUGAUUUGGAGCUCAGCCUUUCCAGUGGGCCUGCUGAAUCUGAUAUCACAAAUAUUCAUCAAAGUUCCACUGCAUCAAAAAAUAUCCUCAAGAUUCCAAUUAGCGAUGGAGCUUUAAACAUACAUAAAGGAUCAACAGUAAGUCCAUUUUGUCCAUUGCAGACUACUCUGGACAUGGAAACAGGCUACUUUCUCACCAAGGCUCUAGGCCAAACUAAGCCAGCCACAAUCUUAAAAGAUAUCUCCUCAAGUGUCAUAACAACGCCAAAAAGCACAGUCACCUGUACUUCCGGGGCAACACAGCAACAACUGCAGCAUCGUAUUACUAGUAGUAGUAGUACUAAACAGUGUCAGUUUCAGGGAUGUUUGAAGGGAGCAAGAGGUGCUUCUGGUCUUUGUAUAGCUCAUGGUGGUGGUCGAAGGUGUCAGCGCCCUAAUUGCCAUAAAGGAGCUGAGGGUCGUACUGCAUUCUGCAAGGCUCAUGGUGGUGGUCGACGUUGCGAAUUUCUAGGAUGUACAAAAAGUGCAGAAGGACGUACAGACUUUUGCAUAGCUCAUGGUGGUGGCCGUCGCUGCAGCCAUGAGGGUUGCACUCGUGCAGCCAGAGGAAAAUCUGGGUUAUGCAUUCGACAUGGUGGUGGCAAGAGAUGCCAGAGAGAGAACUGCACAAAGAGUGCCGAAGGCCUUUCUGGCCUUUGCAUAUCGCAUGGAGGUGGCCGCCGAUGUCAGUAUCCUGAAUGCGCUAAAGGGGCUCAGGGAAGCACAAUGUUUUGCAAGGCUCAUGGCGGUGGCAAACGCUGCACUUAUUUAGGGUGCAACAAGGGUGCAGAAGGAAGCACACGUUUCUGCAAGGGCCACGGUGGAGGGAAGCGCUGUUCAUUCCAAGGUGGGGUUUGCCCAAAGAGUGUACACGGAGGGACUCUUUUCUGUGUAGCACACGGGGGCGGAAAGAGGUGUGCUGUCCCAGAUUGCACAAAGAGUGCUAGGGGGCGUACUGACUUUUGUGUCCGUCAUGGUGGGGGUAAGAGGUGUAAAUUUGAAGGGUGUAAAAGAAGUGCUCAAGGCAGCACUGAUUUCUGCAAGGCCCAUGGUGGAGGAAAGAGAUGCUCUUGGGGUCAGCCUGGUUCUGAAUUUGGAAGAAGUGACAGUCCUUGUAACUCAUUUGCUAGGGGGAAGACAGGACUCUGCACAUCUCAUGGUAUCCUGGUCAAGGACAAAUGGGUUCACAGUGGUGCUAUUAUAGGAUCUGUCUUCCUGGAGUCCAAGUCCAACCAACUUGCUAAGAUGAAUGGCAUUUUAGCUGCUGAGGAUGAGAGUAUUAACAUCACAAAGAUUGAAAAUAGUGUUGUGACUUCCGCCAACAGUUGGAAUUACUCUGCUUUCGGGAAAGAUCAUCUGCAUAUUGGAGGCAGCUCAUCUCUGGGUACAAUCCCAGAAGGAAGGGUGCAUGGAGGAAACUUGAUAGCAACGUUCAUGGGCAGUUCUGGUAUCGACUUCACUAGCCGUAGAGACAUGGUCAGUCCAUCCGAGCCAGCAAAAUCUUUCAGGACACAUCAGACCAUGAUUUAAGAAAGAUUUGUUAUCCUGUUUCUCUAAUUUGGUGGUUUAAAAUCACAGUUUCUAUGCAUGUACUUGUGUCUGUAUUGCAUUAUGUCCGUUUAGUGAUUUGAAUAUAAUAAACUCCUCUCUCCUAUUUGUUUAGUAAGGAAGUCUUCAUAUUGCCAUUAAGCUUUUGUGGCAAGAAGGAGAAAUCAACUUAGCUGCUUAGCUUUCUGAGAAGGGGUUAUCCCUUCUUUUUCCUUUUUUCAUGUAGAAAAUUGCUUUUUCAUCCAUCAACUUUUACAUGAAUCUCUUGUAUAGAGGCAAAUGGAUAUUCUGUUAUUAAUGUUUCUGGCUCGAUGCAUUCCCUUCAUAAUGAAUCUUAUCUGUUUUCUA